This is a messenger RNA of Dioscorea cayenensis subsp. rotundata (Guinea yam), 3955 nucleotides long. RefSeq names its product phosphoglucan, water dikinase, chloroplastic. Bases 188 to 3763 code for a protein of 1191 amino acids. Gene Ontology annotation, biological process: phosphorylation. Lineage: Eukaryota; Viridiplantae; Streptophyta; Magnoliopsida; Dioscoreales; Dioscoreaceae. Gene Ontology annotation, molecular function: starch binding; ATP binding; kinase activity. The transcript is spliced from 19 exons. The record is from RefSeq and is a predicted model, not a curated record.
CGCCCUCAUCACGAUAUUAUCUCCAUCCCCAAAAGCCUCAAACUCUCUCUCUCUCUCUCUGUCUCUCUCGCUCUCGGAACUCGAAGCUUGUUUCGAAGUCAAUAAUCAACGUUCCAUGUCUCCCGUGAUCUGAAACCGCCUACCUUUCUCGCUUCCCACCUUGUUUCGCCAUCGCUCGCCGUCUCCAAUGGCUUCUCUCCUCCGUAUCCACUCCUCACUCUGCAAGCACAGCUAUCACCAUUCCCAGACCUUACUCCGCCUUCCUUCUCACCAUCUCUCACCUCUUCCCAUCGCGAAGCCCCUACCUGGGCGUCUUUUUGUGUUUCAUCGCUUUCAUUGCCGUAGCGGCGGCGGCAGUAGUACCACUUCUGUUGAAAGGCCCAAGGAGGAGAAGAGGAAGAAGUCCAUGAAUCAAGGAAAGGCUGUUUUACAUGUCCGUCUUGAUCACCAGGUUGAGUUUGGUGAGCAAGUCGCAGUCCUUGGGUCCUCUAAAGAACUGGGAUCAUGGAAAAACCCUGUCCGGAUGGACUGGUCUUCGGAAGGAUGGGUCUGUGAGCUUGAGGUUCGUGGAGGAGAAAUAAUUGAAUUCAAGUUUGUCAUUUUGCCUAAGGAUGGGAAGAGUGUCAUGUGGGAGAAUGGAGAUAACCGAGUUUUGGAGUUGCCGAUGGGUGGGGAGUUUGGUCUAGUCUGUCACUGGAAUAAUACUGGGGAGGUUGUUGAACUUUCUGAAUUGGUAUGGGAUGAAAACAUAGCCAGUCAAUUGGAUGGUGACGUUGAUGGAGAUGGCUGUGAUGGUGAAGUCGUCUUGGAGGUGGAGACAAGCCCAUUUGUUGAGCAAUGGAAGGGUAGGCAAGCUUCUUUUAUGCGUUCAAAUGAACAUGCAAGUAGGGAGACUGAGCGGAGAUGGGAUACUGAGGGCCUUGAUGCUGUGGCAUUGAAACUUGUGGAGGGUGACCGUGGCGCCAGGAAUUGGUGGCGGAAGCUAGAACUUGUAUCAGACCUGCUGAUGGCAAAUCAGGAGGAAGGAAAUCUCUUGGAUGCGCUAAUAUACUCUGCUAUCUACCUGAAGUGGAUCAAUACAGGCCAAAUUCCCUGUUUUGAAGAUGGAGGACACCGCCGGCCAAACAGGCCUGCUGAGAUUUCUAGACUUAUUUUUCGUGAGCUUGAAAGGAUAACUGAUCAAAAAAAUAAGUGGCCUUUGGCUGUGCUUGUGGGCCGAAAGAUUCAUCCAUGCCUGCCUUCAUUUAAGUCAGAAUUUACUGCAUCUGUUCCUCUAACUCGUAUACGUGAUAUUGCUCAUCGUAAUGAUAUCCCUCAUGACUUGAAGCAAGAAAUUAAGCAUACAAUACAAAACAAGCUUCAUCGAAAUGCUGGUCCAGAAGAUUUGAUUGCUACAGAAGCCAUGCUUGCUAAGAUAACAAAGACUCCAGGGCAGUAUAGUGAAGCAUUUAUAGAACAGUUCGAGAUAUUUCAUCAAGAACUCAAAGAUUUCUUUAAUGCUGGGAGUUUGACUGAGCAACUUAUUUCAAUCAAAGAAUCUCUGGAUGAAGAAAGCUUAUUAGCUCUUGAUCAUUUUUUGAAGUGCAAGAAGAGUUUGGAGACACAAGAACUGGGAAAUUCUGCUGAAAUUGGUGUGAAUGAGUUGAUGAAGACCAUGCAGUCUUUGACUACUAUAAGAGCUCUUGUUGUCAAAGGCCUUCAAAGUGGCCUUCGAAAUGAUGCCCCUGAUGCUGCUAUAGCUAUGCGUCAGAAGUGGCGCCUAUGUGAAAUUGGACUUGAAGACUACUCAUUUGUUCUGUUAAGCAGGUUCUUAAAUGCACUUGAAGCAAUGGGAGGAUCAUCUUGGCUUGCACAUAAUACUGGACCAAAGGAUAUAAGUUGUUGGAAUGAACCGCUUGGUGCACUUAUUAUUGCAAUUCGUCAAGUUGGGCUCUCAGGAUGGAAAUCAGAAGAGUGUGAUGCCAUACAAAAUGAGCUUCUUGCAUGGCAGCAGAAAGGUUAUUCUGAAACACAAGGCGAUGAGAGUGGCAAAUAUAUCUGGGCUUUGAGACUGAAGGCUACUCUUGACAGAUCAAGAAGACUAACAGAAGAAUUUUCUGAAGUUCUUCUACAGAUAUUUCCUGAUAAAGUCCAGAAACUAGGGAAAGCACUGGGAAUUCCAGCAAAUAGUGUGAUGACAUAUACAGAAGCUGAAAUUCGUGCAGGUGUUAUCUUUCAGGUUUCAAAGAUUUGCACUGUUCUUCUCAAGGCUGUACGAAUUGCACUUGGAUCAUUUGGCUGGGAUGUCCUUGUCCCAGGAGUGGCUCAUGGAACACUUAUGCAGGUGGAAAAUAUUGUCCCUGGUUCUCUGCCUUCGACACUCACAGGUCCUGUUAUUUUGGUGGUCAACAAGGCUGAUGGUGACGAGGAGGUUAAGGCAGCUGGGAGCAACAUUGUUGGGCUUGUGCUUCUUCAGGAGUUACCUCACCUUUCACAUCUAGGCGUCAGGGCUAGACAGGAGAAAGUUGUUUUUGUCACUUGUGAAGAUGAUGACAAGAUUUCUAGUAUCAGAGAACUUGUUGGGAAAAAUGUGAGGUUGGAAGCGUCAGCUGCUGGAGUUGAUCUAUCUACCUCUUCGUCAACAAAUGGUCAUACUUUUUCCUCUGAAAUCCUAUCAGACAAUGGAUCAUCAUCUCUCAAGGAAACUGAGGAACUGGGCUAUUCACUUUUUGCUGAUCUUAUCAAGCCAAAAGGGCCUCUUUUUAAGAAGGGUGCUACUUCUUGUGAUGUGUUAGAGCUUUCACAGGCAAAUGCCAAGACAUCAGGUGCAAAGGCUGCUGCGUGCGGUCAACUUGCAGCUCUGGCCAAGCUUUCUGUAAAAGUUUACAGUGAUCAAGGAGUUCCUGCUUCAUUUCAAGUACCUGGAGGUGCAGUAAUUCCCUUCGGGGCCAUGGAAUCAGCACUUGAGAGAAGUGGAUCCUUAGGCACAUUCCUAUCUCUCAUACAACAGAUUGAGACAGCCGAACUUGAAGGUGGUGAUCUCGACAGAAUGUGUUCCAAACUCCAGUCCUUGGUAUCAGCUCAAUGCCCAACAGCAAGUACAAUUGGAUCUUUGCGAAAAAUCUUUCCAAGCAAUGCUCGAUUAAUAGUAAGAUCCAGUGCCAAUGUGGAAGAUUUAGCAGGCAUGUCAGCUGCAGGACUGUACGAGUCCAUUCUGAAUGUUAGCCUCUCAGACCCAGCUGUCUUUGAGGCUGCUGUUGGCCGCGUGUGGGCUUCCUUGUACACACGGAGAGCAAUUUUAAGCAGGCGAGUGGCUCGUGUUCCCCAGAAAGAUGCCCAAAUGGCUGUGUUGGUUCAGGAGAUGCUUGUGCCGGAUCUCUCCUUCGUGCUUCACACACUAAGCCCUACAGACCGUGACCAUAAAUUGGUCGAGGCAGAGAUUGCGCCCGGCCUUGGUGAAACUCUUGCAUCCGGUACCCGUGGAACUCCAUGGCGGCUAUCUUCAGGGAAAUUCGAUGGCAGAGUCAGUACCUUAGCAUUUGCAAACUUCAGUGAGGAGAUGAUCGUUUUGAAUUCUGGUCCUGCCAAUGGUGAGGUUAUUCGGUUGACCGUCGAUUACAGCAAGAAGCCCUUGACAGUUGAUCCUAUAUUCAGGCGACAGAUUGGUCAACGUCUUUGCGCAAUCGGUUUCUUUCUUGAGCAGAAGUUCGGCUGCCCGCAGGAUGUUGAGGGCUGUGUUGUAGGCAAAAACAUUUACAUAGUCCAGUCCAGGCCUCAACCAUGACACUGUUGUUUAUGUCUCUGAUGAAUAAAUACAUGCCUAGUGCUUGGCCGAGAAAAACACUCAAUCCAUGAGAAUAAAUAAACUGGUGAUAUCAAGGCACACAUAAAUACAAAGAUCAGCACCGUUACUUGUGUUUUGAUCAUGUACUCUGUAAUUAUAAGAUGUAUGAGCACUAUUUUCUUUAUUUUGUUA